AUGGCUACCAUCGCCCAGAGCCCGAUCUCUCAGACCACGACGGUAACAAAUGGCGAGACGCAGGACCAGGCCCCGCCAGCGCCUACGGGCAAGAAGGCAAAACCAAAGAAGGAUAAGCAGUUAAGUGCGGAAGAGAAUGCGAAAUUGAUCCAGGCACGGUUAUCACAGCUUGAGCAAGAAAAAGCCGGAGAGAAGAGCCAACAAGCAGAAGUUGACCGAGAAGUCAAGAAGGCCCAACGAGAUCUCAAUGAGUUGAUCAAUAGUGUGGAGGGGCAUUCGGGACAGCUCGAGCUUGCAAAAAGAAAGUAUGAGGAGCUUUUGCGAGACAUGGAGAAGGUGAACCGGGAAUACCAGCGAACCAAAAAGCGAGCAGAUCAACUUCAAAAAGACCAAGAGAAGUCAAAGUCUGAGCACAGCAAAACCGCGACCAUGAAGGACAAACUGGAAAAGCUUUGUCGAGAAUUGACAAAGGAAAACAAGAAGCUCAAGGACGAGAACAAGAAACUCGAAGAGACAGACAAACGCGCUCGCGAAAAUAUCAACGAAAGACUCGAUCAGAUGCUGUACGACGUCCAAGAAGUGAUGAAUUCUAAGACGAGCACACAUCAUGAAAACCUCCAUCUUGAGUUGGACGAAUUAUUCAAGACCCGUUGCAAAGUACUGGCAGAUCAAGCAGAAAUCCGAGAGAUGCAUUUCAAAGCAAUACUGCGAUAUAAGGACGCCGAAAUUGCCCACCUACAAGCGAAACACGAGGUCGAACGUCGAAGAGCCGAUGCAGAAGCUGGACGUUGCAGAACGCUCACAAACCAGGUGUCUACAUUCUCUCAUACAGAAGCAGAGUUACGCAGUCAGCUCAAUAUCUAUGUCGAGAAAUUCAAACAGGUGGAAGACACACUCAACAACAGUAAUGAGUUGUUCAUGACAUUCAGAAGGGAGAUGGAAGAAAUGUCCAAGAAGACGAAGCGCCUCGAAAAAGAGAACGCCACGUUGACUAGGAAACAUGACCAGACGAACCGCAAUAUCCUUGAGAUGGCCGAGGAGCGUACUCGAGACAAAGAGGAUCUAGAGCGGCUUAGAAAGCAGGAGACUCAGAUGCGGAACAUCAUCAAGAGCAUGCAAGAACAAGGUCGCGGUCCGCCCGUACAGCCAGAGCUCGUCGAGUCCAGUGAUUACGACGAGGAAGACGAAGAGGGAUACGGUGACGAAGACGAAGAGGACGACGAUAUCAGCUAUGAAGACGAAGAAGAGUCUGCCGUUGAAAUCAGCAAACCUGUAUUUGGCCCAGUGCCUCCGCCAGAGAUGGUAGCGAACAAGGCCAACGGUCAGAAAGCUGCCGCUCUGGUCAACGGCGCCCAACAUUAG
This is a messenger RNA of Exophiala spinifera, 1362 nucleotides long. RefSeq lists its product as uncharacterized. Gene Ontology annotation, molecular function: syntaxin binding. The transcript has 3 exons. Bases 1 to 1362 code for a protein of 453 amino acids. NCBI's taxonomy places the organism in Eukaryota, Fungi, Ascomycota, Eurotiomycetes, Chaetothyriales, Herpotrichiellaceae. The record is from RefSeq and is a predicted model, not a curated record.